UAUUGUUUCUUUCUUUUUCGAAGAGAAACAUGAAUUAAAAUCUGUCCAUACACAGUAGGGGUGUUUAAGGUAGAAUGUGAAAUUAAUGGGGCGAAAAAAUCGUUAACGCAGGCACCCUCAUUCUUGGUGAGUAACAACCGAAAGACUUAAACUAAAAUUUUUUGUUAAUUUACAACCACUGGUAUCUAUUAAACUUUGAUAAUUGCUUAAUCGUUUUAGAUAAUUGAGAUAAUUUCCUGGAGGGUAAUCCUCAACUUUAUUCCAUUUUGUCACACUGCCAUUAUUUUACGUACAAUAGCCCUUAAUUUUAAUUGCUUAAAUGAAAUAAAUUGUUUUAUUUCGAGUUCGGAGAAAUUAAACAUAACUAUCUGACCAAAAAUAAAAAAUAGUUGCAUUAAAGUGAAUGUAAAUAAUUAUUAAGCAAUAUAUAGUAUAGUUUUUUAAAGAAAAAAUUAUCAUUCUGUCAUAUUGUAUCGAGCAGUAGUGCAAUUAUCAGUGUGUGUUAUCGGCAGCAAUUAACUUAAAAAAAUAUCAACUAACGUCAAUAUAACAAUAAAAAAAUAAGUAUUAACUAACAGGUAACUAUCAUGGCCAGUCGUUGGAUCAUCAGUUUAGUAUCAAUUUAUUUAAUUAAUCAGUGUUACAAUCAUGAGUGUAUCGGCCUUACAACAGAACCAAAGGUCACGACGCCUCUUGGAAAAAUAAUCGGAACCCAAAUGGUCUCAAGACGCGGCAGAAAUAUAAAUGCAUUUUUGGGAAUUCCAUAUGCUCAGCCACCAAUUGGACCUCUGAGAUUUAAAAAUCCAGAACCAGUUAAGCCAUGGAUUGGAACGUUAAUGGCAACUAACGAUGUCCCGGUUUGUGGACAACGAGAUGAAUAUACAAAUAUCCUUUUCGGUCAAGAAGAUUGUUUGUAUUUAAAUGUUUAUUCACCUAAAUUAGAUCCGGAUAAAUUACUGCCAACGAUGGUUUAUAUUCAUGGGGGUGCAUUUCAAAGAGGCGACGCCAAACCAACAUCCCUUGGGCCAAAUUAUUUACUUGAUAAAGAUAUAGUACUCGUAACAAUUCAGUACCGUCUGGGUGUUACUGGAUUUCUGAGUACAGGUGAUGCAUCUGCACCAGGAAAUUUUGGAUUAAAGGAUCAAACUUUAGCGUUGAAGUGGGUACAAAGUAAUAUAGAUAACUUUGGUGGUGAUCCUGCAAGUGUUACACUAUUUGGACAGAGUGCUGGCAGUGUUAGUGUCAAUUACCAAGUGCUCUCUGCGACAGCAAAAGGAUUAUUUCAUCGAUACAUUGCACAAAGUGGUAGUUCACUGUGUCCAUGGUCUUUCGCAAACUCAACUAGUUACAAAAGUUACGCUUAUAGCCUCGGGAAUACAUUCGAGUGUCCCAACAAAACUUCCCAAGAAUUAAUUGAAUGUUUAAGACAAGUUCCUUACUAUAGUUUAUUUACUGAUGAGAUAUUUGGUGGUAUGCAGAAACUUUCAUUAGUUACUUGGGUACCCUCUAUUGAGCCAGACAUUGAAGAUGCGUUUAUCACUGAGCAUCCAUUAAAAAUCAUUUUGGAUGAUAAAAUUCAAGAUCUUCCAAAUAUCAGCGGUGCUGUUAAAAAUGAAGGACUUAUUCUUACAUCAGUUUUAUAUGCCAACGAAACACUUUACAAUGAUUAUGUGGGUGACGUUAAUCAAUUUUUACACUUUAUGACUGGUUCGUAUGUUACUGAUGGUGAUUCAGGUCGACUAGCGGAUAAUUUACAACGUUUUUAUUUCGGUGAUAUUGAUCUUGUUAACAAAACUCAGGUUAUUAUGAAGCUGACAGAUUUAAUUGGUGAUAUUUCAUUUUUGUUUCCACAAAUGUUACAAUUACAAUUAGUGAGUAAGAGAAUGGAACAGCCGUCGUAUUUUUAUACUUUUGAAUAUCGUGGAACUUUUAGUAAAACCUCGACAGUUUUAAAAAAUAAUGACAAUGUGGGAGUUAUUCAUGCAGAUGAACUUAUAUAUUUAUAUCCUUUUACUCCAGAUUAUUUUGGAUUACCAGAUCUAGAAAUGAAUGAGAAUGACCAAAAAAUGAUUGACAUUCUCGUUGAUUUGUGGACUAAUUUUGCUAUUUAUGGAGAACCAACGACAACUUUUAAUGAAGAUCCACAUGUUUGGAAACCUUAUUCAGAUAAUUACUUCCAUUUACAAAUAGGAUCCGAAAAUCAACCGGUUUUAUUAAAAAGCCACAAUUUUUUGGAUGACCGUAUGCAUUUUUGGGCAAUGCAAAUUUUGAAAAUGUUGUUUUGGUGAUAAAUUAAAUUUAUAAAAUAUUUAAAAAUCAACUAAUGCCAUUAAAUUGUUAUAUUAAUAAUAAAUGAUGAGUCAUGAGAUUUUUUGAUAAAAUAUCACACAUGUGUAUAAAAGUCAAUUUGAGGUUCACGAUAAUUAAAUUUACAAUAUAUUAGAAUAAGUUGGGAAUAACAGAAAUAAAAGUUAUGUAAGACUCAAAUUAUAUCAAGGAAAUUUAUAGAUUUCAUAAUUCGAAUUUCCGGUAAACUUUUAAACCUUAAAUUUGUUUUCUAUUACUAUUAUCUAUUAGGGCUUUGUCUCCGCUCACUGAGUUUUAAAAUACACAACGAUCGGGUAUGAAUAAUAAAAUCAACAGGAGAUUUAAUUUAAUUUUACGAAACUUUCCUCUUCUGAAUGCUUAGCAAAUUCUCAAUAUACUUGUUUAUUUGUUAAAUGCGGUUAUCAAUUGUAUUGGGUAAUUAUAAAAUGAAGAAUAAGAAAAAAAAAAUCUGGAAAACCUUAAAGAAAAAAUACUGCUGAGCAGGAUUUAAAACAAGAUAAAAGUCGCUCAAGCUCAAAAGAAAGUUUUAUUCCAAUCAAUAAAGUUAAAAAUACCAGAAAUAUAACAGAAGUUAUCUACUGAUAAUUAGCUUUUUGAUCGCCUACGAUUAUUUCUUCGCAAUUUCCAAUCAUUAAUUAAAAUGGAAAUUUUAGGGAAA
Molecule: messenger RNA, 2986 nt
Organism: Microplitis demolitor
Lineage: Eukaryota; Metazoa; Arthropoda; Insecta; Hymenoptera; Braconidae
Product: juvenile hormone esterase-like
Exons: 7
Coding region: 588-2288 (566 amino acids)
Source: RefSeq, a predicted model, not a curated record